AUGCCUCGCUCAAGCACAGUCGCCGCCAGAUGUGCUGCGCUAAAUUCUUCCAUCGCCCAGGUGAUUCCAGACAUCAGCAGCUUCGCCAGACAGGUGCGCGAAGCCAGAACCGACCUGAACGCUAUCAACAAUGAUCUACAGAUCACCAGGACCGGUCUCGGUGUUGCACAGGAUGACUUCUCGACCUUUGGGUCCAAACUUCCCACCGCGCUCAUCCAAGCUUUUACUCAAAUCUUGGACUCCAGCGACGACACCAGCGAGCGUUUGCACAAGUCAUUCCUCAAGCUGUCAUGCAGUACCUCGCCAAGAGACGACUGGCGCAUGCUGAAAGUCGGCAGCCUCGUGACUUUGCGGCAAGAUCUGGAAGCCUCCAGGAUUGUGCUCGACCUUGCUGUCGAUUAUCUUUCGUUGUUUGGUCGCACUGACACCAUCGACUCGCUUGAUUCACUUAUCGAGAGCUAUGUUGGUGAUCUGACCGCGUCUACCGAUGAGCUUCUGAAGCGAACCGACAUGGAGGAGAUCCACGUCAACCAGAUUGCCAGGGAUAGGCUCAAAUCACUGUUACAAGCAGUCCGCCUUCUCCGAUCAUGCAUCGUAGCUAUGUCUAGGGAUGGCGCAUCUCCUGUGUCUAAGCCGGACAGAAGGACCACCACACCAAGACCUGAUUCACUGGAACCGGUUUUAGGCGAGUCGCGACGCAGUGGAAGUGGGAGGAGCACUCCCCCCGAGGUAAUUACAGGAAACAAGGUCUCUGACAAGGGUAUUGGCGCAUGGCUCGCAGAUGUCCCUUGUCACCAGGAAGCGCAGCCGUUGACACACUCCAUGAUCAUCAAGGUCACUAACGACAGAUCACACUCUCGAGCGACAUCCCACAACACCUUUGCGCCCUCUCACGGUACCUUUUACACGGAUGACGGCGUCUCAUCCGGCCGUACUCUGGUCACACCCGAGUUGAGAGAUUCUAAGCUUAAGAAGUCGCGAAGCUGGUGUUCAGAAGCAUCAACUCGACUCGACGUCAGAAUGAAAGCAAGAGCAAAAACAAGACUAGCCCAGGAGUACUCGCCGACAGCGUCAAGCUCCGAUAUUUCCGUCUUUUAUAAAAGAAUCACCUCGGACAAGAUUGCUGUAGCUAAAGGGAAUCGAAAGGACUUGGACAUCGACUCACGGAUAGGUGUCGACCGUAUUCUUGCCAACAUUCCCUCCGAUGCCACAUCUGCCGAAGUCGAGCGCGUCCUCUGGGAAGGCGCCAACCCCAUGGUUGCACAUCCCGAAUUCGGCUUCUUCUUUAUUCGCGCAGCCCAUGACAUGUCGUCAGAUAUCCUGCGGGUACUAAUGGAAUACGGCGCCGACAUCACACGUACAACAUCGAACCACUACCACUCCGCCAUGCAUGCCGCGGUCCUCGGCCGCCAGCUCGAAAUCGUGAAAAGCCUUACAUCCCUUGGUCAUUCUAUCGACGCCACCAACACCCUUGGCGAAACCCCACUCCAUCUCGCCGCACGCACACCUGGCGCAAACGAGAUUGCAAGGUUUUUGGCAGACAAGGGCGCAGACGUUAAUCAUGAAGCGAACGAUGGGAACGCCCCGCUACAGAUGGCGCUCAACGCGAAGGGGCUGGAAGGUCGAGAGAGAAGCUUGAUGAUUGAGUUGCUGCUAAGUCACGGGGCCGAGGGGCAGCUUAACCGAGAUCUAGAAGGCAGGAGGAGUAAUUCAAAGGGCCUGAAGGUGAUGGGUAUUACUUGA
Ascochyta rabiei is the source of this 1743-nucleotide messenger RNA. RefSeq lists its product as uncharacterized. The coding region runs from base 1 to 1743 and encodes 580 amino acids. NCBI's taxonomy places the organism in Eukaryota, Fungi, Ascomycota, Dothideomycetes, Pleosporales, Didymellaceae. Gene Ontology annotation, molecular function: protein binding. The transcript is spliced from 3 exons. The record is from RefSeq and is a predicted model, not a curated record.